Lactuca saligna is the source of this 1896-nucleotide messenger RNA. The record is from the annotation of a GenBank genome assembly. NCBI's taxonomy places the organism in Eukaryota, Viridiplantae, Streptophyta, Magnoliopsida, Asterales, Asteraceae.
AUGAGGGCACCUUGGAUUUGUAGCUUGUUCUUUGGCUUCUUUCUCAUCUUCUCAUCCAUUUCUGCUCAAGAUGGUUACAUUCCUACAGCAAAUUUAUCAACAUCAUGGACCAACGAUGAAUCUUCUAUCCCUUUCACAAAUUUCGUAGAUGGCUCGAGGAUCAGAGUCAUCCUCUCUGGAAGUAAGUUCAUGUGUGGAUUUUUCUGUAAAGGAAUGUGCACAUCAUACCUCUUUGCUAUUAUUAUCCACCGAAAUGAUCCGAUGGUGAUUUGGUCGGCCAACCGAAACAAUCCCGUCAAAGAAGGUGCAACCCUGAAUUUAACUGCAACUGGGGAAUUGAUGUUAAAGGAGGUCGAUGGAAGCAGUGUUUGGACUACCAACACUGCAGGGAAAUCAACUUCUGGCAUGAACCUAACUGGUGAAGGAAACCUGAUGUUGUUCGAUGUCCAGAAUUUGACAGUUUGGCAAUCUUUUGAUCACCCAACAGACUGUUUGGUACUUCAAGGACAGAAGCUCAUACCUGGUGUUUCUCCAACCAAUUGGGCAGCUCAAAAAGACAUGUACUCUCUUGAAGUCACCGCAAAAGGUUUGAUUUUUUAUGUUGGAUCAAACCCGCCUCAAGUCUAUUACAGAAUCUUGGUAGAUGGCCUAGAUCAAAAGAGUUAUCUUGAGUUCAGAGAUAGGAGUUUGUGUUUCGCCAAUACUUCUUUGAACCCAAAUUAUUGUAUUGUUGUGAUUAGCAUACCUCCAGCAUUCACAUCCGAUUAUAUAAAACUAAUGUCAGAUGGGCAUUUGAAAUCAUUACAACGGGGGGAAAUGACCAAUCUACCGUUGGGUGAUCUUGUAGAUUGCUCUUAUCCUUUGGUUUGUGGGAGAAACGCAAUUUGCUCUGCAGAUCGACAAUGCAGUUGCCCAAAAUCAAGCUCUCCCUAUUUUAGAGCAGUGAAUGACCGCCAACCCAACAAGGGAUGCUCUCAAAUAACUCCUCUCACAUGUAAUGCUACCCAAAAUCAACAGUUUAUUGAACUUGCCAACAUCACGUACUCCACAUUUACCUCAGAAAUGAAAGAUGUGGAUGUCGAGACUUGCAAACAAAAGUGUCUAAAGAACUGCUUAUGCAAAGCAGCAGUAUUCAAGUAUGGUUCGAAUUCAAGUGGGGAUUGCUACUUGCCAUCCGAGCUUUAUACAAUGACGAGUCUUGAACUUGAUGACGAGGCACCUCCACAAAAUAUGUUGGUUUUUAUAAAAGUCCAGAAUGUCGGUUCAACUCAUUCAUCCAAAAAAAAGAAUAAAGUUGCGACAGUUGUUGGUUCCACAAUUGGAAGUCUUUUACUUCUUAUUGUGGUCGUAGGAAUACCCAUUCGAUUUACAUAUGAUGAUCUAGUAACAGCCACAGACAAUUUCAGCAGAAAACUGGGUCAAGGAGGUUUUGGAUCCGUUUUUGAAGGGACACUCACAGAUGGCUCAAAGGUUGCAGUCAAAUAUCUUCAAGGUACCAGGCAUGUUGAGGAAUCAUUCUUGGCCGAGGUUGAGUCUGUUGGCAGCAUACAUCAUGUUAAUCUAGUUCAACUCAGAGGAUUUUGUGUUCAUAGGUCAGAACGGCUUCUUGUGUAUGAACUCGUGAGCAAAGGAUCGUUCGACGAAUGGAUCUACAAUGAAAACCGGAAACUAGUACUUGAAUGGACUUGUAGAAAGAAAAUCAUUCUUGGGAUUGCAAAAGGCUUAACAUAUCUUCACGAAGAAUGCAGGCAACAGAUCAUCCAUUUCGAUAUAAAACCGCAAAAUAUCCUGCUAGAUGAAGAUUUUAAUGCAAAAGUAUCGGAUUUUGGGUUAUCUACGCUUGUUGACAAAGAUCAAGGACAAGGGUUGACUAGAAUGAGAGGAACCCCAGGCUAA